AUGGCUGUAGACAAGGGACGGCAAGACCGUGAGGCGACGGAAGCGAGUCCGCUCCUGCGCCCAGAUCGUUCCAAUGAAGCUGACGGCACCGCCCAUGCCGUUGGAGGAGGUAACGGCACACUUGCUGGCCACCCGACACCGGGAUCAUCGGACACGGCCGUUGGGGCCGGUGAGGGCGGCCGUGAGCCAAAUGAUGGCGGCGAGGCCACGCGGCAAGGCAUCCCGGAGAUGGCCAAGAGGCUGCACAUCUUGUUGCCCGCUGUAGGCAUUGGAAUCUUCCUGUGUGCCCUCGACCAGCUCCUCGCCGUGGCGACAUAUGCCAAGAUCGGGAGCGACCUGAAGGCACUCAACUCGACCAGCUGGAUAGCCACGGCAUACUUCCUGACAUUAACGAGCUGCCAGCCCCUGUACGGCAAGCUCUCCGACAUCUUCGGCAGAAAGGAAUGCCUGCUCUUCUCCUACGUCGUCUUUGGCCUGGGCUGCUUGGGCUGCGGCCUGGCCCAGGACAUCACCCAACUGAUCGUCUCGCGGGCCGUGGCUGGCAUCGGUGGCGGCGGUAUGAACGCCGUUGUCUCCAUCCUGCUGACUGACAUCGUGCCCCUGCGUGAGCGCGGGGUCUGGCAGGGGUAUAUGAAUAUCAUAUUCGGGGCGGGAACGGCCACCGGUGCGCCUCUGGGCGGCCUGCUUGCGGACUCGUUGGGGUGGCGGUGGUCUUUUGUUGGGCAGGUGCCCGUGGUCAUGAUAGCAUUCAUCACAGUCUACCUCGUGCUCCACCUUCCCAAGAGGGACGACUCCCACUGGAGGGAGAAGCUCGCCCGGGUCGACUUCCUCGGCGCCUUCUUCCUCGUCUCGGCCGUGCUGUGCCUCCUCCUGGGCCUCGACAACGGCAGCAACGAGGGCUGGUCCAAGACGCAGACCAUCGUGCCGCUCGCCGUCUCCCCGGCCCUCUUCGCCGCCUUUCUAUCCGUCGAGGUCCGCGUGGCCUCGCACCCCUUCGCCCCGGGCCACAUCAUCUUCGAGCGCUCCCUCUUCGCCGCCUACCUGUGCAACUUCUUCGGUGUGCUCGGCCAGAUGCCCGUCCUGUUCUUCCUGCCCCUGCUGUACCAGGCCGUCGACGGGGUCUCGGCCGUCCAGGCGGGCCUGCUGCUGAUGCCGGGCUCCAUAUUCGGCGUCGGCGCGUCGCUGGGCUCCGGGUUUGUGAUGCGGCGCACCGGCCGCUUCUUCUGGAUGAACGUCGCGGGCUGGGGCGUUCUCCUGCUCAGCAUCGUGCCCAUGGUGUUCUUCUCCGGGCCCUGGGUGAAGUCGGAGGCUGGGACUUCGAUCGCGCUGGCGAUGCUGGCCCUGGGUGCUGGGACAGGAAUCACCACAAGCCUGGUGGCACUCAUCUCCAACGCCGCCAAGGAGGACGCAGCAGUCGUCAUCGCGUGCAGCUACCUGUUCCGGUCCCUCGGGUCCGCCAUCGGCGUCAGCGUCGCCUCGGCCAUCCUGCAGCAGGUCCUGAGGUCCCAGCUCGCGGCGCAGCUCGGCAGCGGCCAGGAAGCGCGCGAGAUCGAGGGCCGCGUCCGCGAGAGCCUGGACUACAUCUCCCAGCUGCCGCCCGGCACGGCUGAGGUUGUGCGCCGCUGCUACCAGACGGCCACCAUGACCGUGUUUGGGUUCCAGGCUCUGCCGAUGGCCCUUGCGUUUGUUUCUUCCUUCUUCAUCAAGGAGAAGAAAUUGGGUUAG
Molecule: messenger RNA, 1725 nt
Organism: Diaporthe citri
Lineage: Eukaryota; Fungi; Ascomycota; Sordariomycetes; Diaporthales; Diaporthaceae
Exons: 5
Coding region: 1-1725 (574 amino acids)
Biological process (GO): basic amino acid transport; transmembrane transport
Cellular component (GO): fungal-type vacuole membrane
Molecular function (GO): basic amino acid transmembrane transporter activity
Source: RefSeq, a predicted model, not a curated record